Camellia sinensis is the source of this 1896-nucleotide messenger RNA. Lineage: Eukaryota; Viridiplantae; Streptophyta; Magnoliopsida; Ericales; Theaceae. The record is from RefSeq and is a predicted model, not a curated record.
AUGGACAUGAGUUGGAUGUUAAUUUCUGAUAGAUUUAGUCAGCCAUAUGUAGAUGGGGUGAACUCAUUUAUUGAAUUUGCAAAGGUUCAUUUGGGUGAGGCUAGGGAGAUUAAGUGCCCAUGCAUCAAUUGUUGUAACUUUUAUAAGCAGGAGUAUGAUAUUGUGAAGGCUCAUUUGCUCAUAAGUGGGAUGAUAGUAUCAUACACCACAUGGUUAGAACACGGUGAACUUCCAGAAAACAAUAACCUUGAUGAAAGCAAUGGGGAGAAUGAUGAGGAUAAAGAAGAAUAUGAUGAACUGAUAGAAGACUAUCAAAGGGGGAAUUUUAUGGAGGGUGAUACUCUAGAAAGAGAGGAUAUGCUACAUGUGAAGGUAGAAAAUCGGUGGAGCAAUAAGUCUUUUGACAAGGUUUUGGAGAUACAAAGGCGAUUCCUACCAGAAGGCCACGUGGUGCCAGGGUCAAUUUACGAGUGCAAGAAGUUACCACGUGACUUGGGCUUGGGGUACGAGCUCAUCGAUGCAUGUAAACAUGAUUGUGUACUAUUCUGGAAGGAGAAUGCUCACUUGGAAAAAUGUCCCACAUGUCAAGCAUCUAGGUAUAGAGUAAAUGAUAGCAAGGGUAAGAAGAUCCCUCACAAGAUAUUGCAUUACUUCCCAUUGACACCUAGGUUGAGAAGAUUGUACAUGUCUAGAAAGACGGCAAAAGACAUGAGAUGGCAUAGUGAUAAGCGUGUGGAUGAUGGUGUAGGGAGGCAUCCGGCUGAUUGUAAAGAGUGGAAGGAAUUUGAUUUGCAUUAUCCAGAGUUUUCCCAGGAGACUCGCAAUGUUAGGUUGGGCCUAGCCACCGAUGGGUUCAAUCCUUUUGGGAACAUGAGCACUUCCUAUAGUAUGUGGCCUGUCAUACUCAUGCCCUAUAACCUCCCACCUUGGAGAUGUAUGAAGGCCCCAUUUUUCAUGAUGUCCUUACUUAUUCCUGGACGUAAUCAACCAGGGACUAAUAUUGAUGUCUACCUAAGGCCAUUGAUUGAUGAGUUGAAGGAGUUGUGGGAGAAUGGUGUGAUGGCUUACGAUGCCUCUAUUGAACAGACCUUCCGGAUGCAUGCAGCUAUAAUGUGGACCAUAAAUGACUUCCCUGCAUAUGGUGACUUAUCUGGAUGGAGAACUAAAGGUUAUUUGUCUUGCCCUCCUUGUAAUGAUAAUCUGUUGUCACGCGGGUUGAUCAGUAAGAUUGGGUGGGUGGGUCAUCAAGCUUACUUGCCUGAUAACCACCUUUGGUGGAAAGACAAGAAGUUUGAUGGUUUAAUUGAGUUUAGAAAGAAAUCCUUGGAUUUAUCGGUGGAAAAAGUAAUGGCUCAAUUGGAUCAAUUGCGGGAAGUCAAGUUUGGAAAGGAUCCUACCAACAAGAAAAGAUCACGAGAGUUUGAAGAAUUGAAUUGGACAAAGAAAAGUAUAAUGUGGGAGCUACUGUAUUGGAAGAAAUUAAACCUUCGACACAAUCUUGAUGUCAUGCACAUUGAGAAGAAUAUUUGUGAAAACUUUUACGGGACGAUGUUGGCCAUAGAUGGGAAAAACAAGGACACGUACAAAGCACGUGAUGAUUUGCAAGAAAUAGGCAUAAGACAAGAAUUGCAUCUACAGAGGAAAGAUAACGGAUCCGUUGUAAAGCCUCGGGCAACCUACACAUUGGAUUCUCGACAAAUAGAUGGUUUUUGUGAAUUCUUGAAGUCUAUUAGUUAUCCAGAUGGCUAUGCAGCAAACAUCUCAAGAUGUGUGACUUCUAAAAAUGGAAGAUUAUCGGGCAUGAAAAGCCAUGAUUGUCAUGUCCUACUUCAGAGACUUCUACCAAUUUGGCAUGCGUGGUUUUGUGAACAAGGAGAUCUAUACAACACUAUUUGA